GAAUGGGCGAACGACGAAUUGACGUAAAUAGAAGUAACAAAAGUGUUGUGGACUCAGAAUUUGAUUCAAUGCGCGAUCGUUUUGAGAAUGAAAUGCGUCGUGUUGAUGAAGAAAUGCAGCGUUUACGUCAAGAAUUUGAUGGUUAUCGCCCAGCAGGGUCGCGCACUUCUCCACUUCCACAACAACGUCUAGGCAGUACUUACAGCACUUCUUCACCAGCCACCGGUGGCACUCUUCUCUCGUCUCGUCCAAUUUAUGAUCCUUACUUCGAUAAUUUGAAAAGUCCUCUUAUUAGAGAUGAAAGUGAUGGAAAAUCUUUGAGACUUCGUUUUGACGUUUCUCAAUACAAACCAGAAGAAGUCACUGUCAAAACUGUGGAUAAUCGUUUGUUGGUUUAUGCUAAACAUGAGGAAAAGAGUCCAAGCCGAACAGUUUAUCGUGAAUAUAAUCAAGAAUUUAUGCUUCCGCGCGGCACUAAUCCAGAAAUGAUAAGCUCUACACUUAGCACUGAUGGAAUUUUGACUGUUGAGGCUCCUUUGCCACAAUUGGCUAUUAAAUAG
Messenger RNA from Meloidogyne enterolobii, 560 nucleotides. The record is from the annotation of a GenBank genome assembly. NCBI's taxonomy places the organism in Eukaryota, Metazoa, Nematoda, Chromadorea, Rhabditida, Meloidogynidae.